Mercenaria mercenaria is the source of this 1657-nucleotide messenger RNA. RefSeq names its product dehydrogenase/reductase SDR family member 1-like. Lineage: Eukaryota; Metazoa; Mollusca; Bivalvia; Venerida; Veneridae. The record is from RefSeq and is a predicted model, not a curated record. Bases 435 to 1457 code for a protein of 340 amino acids. The transcript is spliced from 2 exons.
UGUAGUCUGUUACACUGACCUGUCUAGCAAUAAUAUGUAGUAUAAACGCGUGGAAGAGUCUAAAUGCGAUGAAAAGAAGUAAAUUUGGAUAAAUGUAGUUAUGAAGCGCAACUUUCUUACAUAUAAGCUAACGCCUUUUUUCUUUUUAUUUUUUACUUUUCUUUAUUUUUCUAGAUACAAGAUACAAAUUUUAUUUAAAGUCUUUCCUAUAGUUUUUUAUGGGAAUAUUAUGUCUCUGACGUUUUUGUAAAAUGUUUGAAUAACCUCAUCAAGUGGCUUUUAUGAUUACGAAAUAAAUAUACUUUCCCAAAGCCAAGAUUAUCUUUACGCCGCUGUUUAUUUGAAAACGCAACAAAGCAAUUUGAUUUAGUGGUUUUCAGCCUAUUUUCUCGACUCGGCAAAUCGAACGCGCCCAAGAAGGUCUCAGUAACUACAUGUAUCAAUACGGUAAAUUGUACAAAAUGCCAGCAUCGCCACUUGCAGGAAAAGUUUGUAUCGUAACUGGUGCUACACGAGGUAUAGGAAAAGGGAUAGCCCUCCAGCUCGCCCAGAAAGGUGCGAAAGUUUACAUUACUGGACGAACUCUUGAUCCACCAAAACAAUCCAAAGUUGGCGGAUCUUUACGUGAAACUGCACAUGAAAUAGAAACUCGUGGUGGAAUCUGUAUCCCAGUUAAAUGCGACCACUCAAAAGACAGUGACAUUGAACAAUUGUUUGAACAAGUGAAACGUGAAAAUGAAAAUCAGUUGGAUAUUCUAGUUAACAAUGCUUAUUCGGCAGUCAAUAGCCUGGCCAACAAUUAUAAAGUUAAGUUCUGGGAGUUGUCUCCGUUAGUAUGGGAUGAGGUUAAUAGAGUAGGGCUACGGAACCAUUAUAUUUGUUCCGUUUAUGCUUCCCGAAUGAUGGUUCCUAGAAAACAAGGGUUGAUCGUAAAUGUUUCUUCCGGCGGCGGACUCAGAUACAUGAUCGGUGCAGCUUACGGAAUUGGGAAAGAAGCUUGUGAUCAGAUGGCUGCCGACUGUGGAUUUGAGUUAAAGAAACAUAAUGUUGCGUUCGUUAGCUUAUGGCCGGGCGCCGUUGGAACUGAAAAUGUGUUGGUAAAUCUACGUGACAGUCUGAAGAAACCCAAAAUUGUUAAUGACUCGGUGUCAAUGAGAAGUCGCGAAAAAAUGUUAGAGUACUUUGAAAAAGGUGAAACUCCGGAAUUUGUAGGACAGUGCAUUGCGGCAAUGGCCGUGGAUGCACAGCUGAUGGAAAUGAGCGGUAAGAUUGUAAUGACUUGCGAUCUAGCUCGGAGAUAUAGUCUUCGAGACGCCGAAGGACAUACACCCACGGAAAUGCGUCAAAUCAACAAGCUUUUAGAUCAGUUCGGGCAUACAUGGCUUUCAUGGUGUAUUCCUAAUUUUGUUCGUGUACCAACAUGGCUUCUUUGUCUUGGUGGAAAUAAAUUCUUUUGAGUGAAACAUACCGUAGGACAUGAAAUCAUAAAGCUGGUGAUAAUAAUAAUACUAUACUUUAUUAUCAAAAUUACUCUAAAAGGCAAUUUUUCAGUAAAAAAGAGGUGUUUUAUUGAUAAUAUUUGAUAAAUAUGUUACUUACUUUCAGGUGUUAAGGUAAAUAAUAGCCUGUUAUUCAGUAAUAAAAGUGCUCAUAACAG